AUGAGCUUUUCAAUAUUAGAUAUAUCGAAUGGUAUUGCAGUUUCCUCACUAGGGUUAUACGCUGGAUUAUUAAGUUCCUCAACUCUAGUUUCCGUAAUUGCGCCAAUUGACGUGGUGAAAAACAGUUUGAAACAUGUGUUCUGCGGUUUUGGGAUUGGUGGGACCGUCUUAGCGACUGUGUCCACUGCAGCUUUCAGUUUAAGUUAUUAUUUAUCCGGAAAGGAUACAUCAUUAUUAUAUGGAUUAUUACUAGGUCCGUUAUCCGGCCUAUAUCUCCAACUGACUUCUGAUUACACCAAGAAACUGGCAGACAUUGAGGAGACAAAACAUAAUCUGGAUGAGAUUGUGGACAAGAAGAAUCAGAUGAGUUCACCGGAAUUAGUGGAGAAAGAGGUGACACCUAAACUACCUCCUCAUCAUCCAGUUAUCAAAGGUGCAAACGGCGAAACUGUACAAUGCCCAUUUGCCAAGAGACAAGCGAAUAAGAAGCUACAAAAUAAGAAGAUCAAUUUGCCAGGUUGCGGAUUCUUGUCGUCCAUGAAUUUCCAUUUAAUAGUUGCAUCCACUGCCAGUGUUGCUGCUUUUGUAACUAGUGUCUUCUUACUUUUGAAAGUUUGA
This is a messenger RNA of Kazachstania africana CBS 2517, 618 nucleotides long. RefSeq names its product Scm4p (gene SCM4). NCBI's taxonomy places the organism in Eukaryota, Fungi, Ascomycota, Saccharomycetes, Saccharomycetales, Saccharomycetaceae. The record is from RefSeq and is a predicted model, not a curated record. Bases 1 to 618 code for a protein of 205 amino acids. The transcript has a single exon.